Messenger RNA from Ooceraea biroi (clonal raider ant), 1176 nucleotides. RefSeq names its product bromodomain-containing protein DDB_G0280777. Lineage: Eukaryota; Metazoa; Arthropoda; Insecta; Hymenoptera; Formicidae. The record is from RefSeq and is a predicted model, not a curated record.
AUGAAAUUGCACGUUUUAUUGCUGACGGCGCUUCCCAUGUGCCUGGCUCAAUUCUCAAUCCAGGGGCCUAGCGACGGGCACCGGCGGGCCCAGGGUCUUAAGUUCAGCGCGGAGAAAGGAAUCGAGUAUACAGAGGCGAGCGAGGGAGGCGGACAAGGAGAUUUCAGCAUCCAAGGCGCGACCGAUGGCAACAGCAAUUUCCAGAUUCAAGGUGCUACGGACGGUCACUCAAACUUCCAGAUUCAGGGUCCCUCGGAUGGCGGUGCGGCCACCUAUAUACAGGGAGCGUAUGAUGCUAAUCAGGGCAACGGAAAGGCACUCGAGUACAACGAUCCCAGCGGUUACAGGGUAAAUUGGAGAUCGUACGAGCGCCAGGCGCGUCCGCAAGCGCAGGUGGAGCAGCAAUACGCAGCGCAAGCGCCGGUACCGCAGGCACGACACCGAGCGCGUCAACCGCAGCCGCGACCGCGACCGCAACCGCAGCAACAGCAGGUUGCGGAACCUACACCUAAUUACAAGCCCUACAACAAUGCGCCGUCACAGAUCCAACAACUGCUUCAAUUUCAACAGCAGAUUCCAUACAUCAAUGUGAUCCCGGAACAAUACAGAUUCGACGCUGAGGCCGCGAUCCAAGAGCAGGCCAAGCAGGUCCACGAGCACUACCGCCAACUGGCGCAGCAACCAGCUCGUUCACCUGCUCCGGAACCCGCGCCCGCGCCCGCGCCUGAACGGCGUCAGAAGUCGCGUGGCCACUCCAGGAGCAGACGCGAGGCGAAUCCGCAGAAACAGCAGGCACAACUGCAGUACCGCACGACACAGGCGCCGGCGGAACCACAGCCGCACUACUCGCCGAACUUGCCGUCGCACCUGCAAGAGCUUCUCAAGUAUCAAUCGCAGAUACCGUACAACAUCUUCGCCAAUCAGGUCGCAUAUCGCGGCCCGGACAAGCCGUACGUCCCCCAGCCCGUGCAGCCGCCGCAGCAGCAACAGCAAUUGCAGCAACAGCCUCAGUUGCAGCAGGCUCAGUAUCAGGGCCAGGGCGGAGCUUUUGAAGCUCAGGCGAGUGCGUACACGCAAGCUCGCGUGGCCGGCUACCCGGACCAGCAACUGGGCUACAAUCAGCAACAACAGCAGGCCGGCGCGGGCGUGCGGCCCGUCACCGAGAAUCAGUACUGA